AAGAACCUUACUACAGGCUGUCCAAAAACUUGCCUAACCAAUUAAAUAUAUCCACGUGGCAUACGUUGACAUGUACGCUCUUUGCAUUUUACAGCUCUUGCCCGUUCAAAAAACCUCGGUAUAUAAAUAAGCUCUCAAUGGUUUCACAAAACUCAUAUUCAAAAACAGAACACAACCUCUCUUCUCACUCUAUAUACUCCCAAAAUGGCUUAUAACUACCGUUUUGCCAUUCUUCUCGUUCUCCUCUCCGCCACCGUCGGCUUUACCGCAGCCGCGUUGAAGCCUCCGGUUCGAACCUUGAACGGAAACAUUACUCUUAAUCUCAUUUGGUACGGAAAAUUCACCCCAAUCCAACGGUCCAUAAUCGUCGAUUUCAUCCGCUCUAUCAGUUCUGUCACCGCCGCCAAAGGUCCAUCCGUCGCGUCGUGGUGGAAGACGACGGAGAAGUACAAAACCGGCGUUUCAACUCUUGUUGUCGGUAAACAGCUCCUCCUUGAGAAUUACCCUCUCGGAAAAUCCCUAAAGAGCCCUUACCUUCGUGCUCUGUCAAGCAAACUUAACGCUGGUGGUGCUCGGUCAAUAACCGUCGUCUUAACGGCGAAAGACGUCACCGUUGAGGGACUCUGUAUGAACCGAUGCGGGACUCACGGGUCAAAGUCAAGUUCCGUUAACAGUGGAGCUUACGUGUGGGUCGGAAACUCUGAAACGCAGUGUCCUGGUUACUGCGCGUGGCCGUUUCAUCAGCCUAUCUACGGACCUCAGUCUCCGCCGUUAGUCGCACCUAACGGCGACGUCGGAGUUGACGGAAUGAUUAUAAACAUCGCGACUCUUCUUGUUAACACCGUAACGAAUCCGUCUCCAGAAGCUGUCUCGGCUUGUACCGGGAUAUUCGGUUCGGGUGCUUACCCGGGUUACGCGGGUCGGGUUCUCGUAGACAAGACGAGUGGAGCGAGUUACAACGCUUUGGGUCUCGCCGGUAGAAAAUAUCUAUUGCCGGCGUUGUGGGAUCCUCAGACUUCGACGUGUAAAACUAUGGUUUGAAUUUUAGAUGGUCUGUGAACGAGACACGUGGCUAGAAUUGAUGGUGAUUAAAAGCUUGUUGUAGUCAAAGAAAGUUUGUAGAUAUCUAUCGCGUCUGGUUCGGAGUUUGGGGAAAGGGAUGUGUUUGUUUUGUUAUUUUGUUAUGCCCUGUGUAAAUUCGAUCUUUGGAAAUAUGUGAAAGAUAGAUUCAUAUAUCUAUUUUAAUAAUAACGAUUUGUAGUUUCCACCUAUAAUCUUAUAACGUUAGUAUAUACUGUAUAUAGUAUGAUUAGUAUCAAGACCUUGUUUUAACUUUUAACCAGAGGAAUCAAACUUUAUAGAUAAACGAAAAAUGGAUUAAGAUAUUAAUUAUGUUGUGUUGAUACCAAUGAUACGGUAAAAAGAACAAACAAAAAGAGAGAAUGAAUAAUCUAAAGGAAGGUGGAGAAUAAAGGCGAUGUUGGGACUUGGGGGAUAAGAGAAAAGAGAACAUAUAGAAUCAC
This is a messenger RNA of Arabidopsis thaliana (thale cress), 1523 nucleotides long. RefSeq names its product EXORDIUM like 4 (gene EXL4). The coding region runs from base 205 to 1041 and encodes 278 amino acids. Gene Ontology annotation, cellular component: apoplast; extracellular region. The record is from RefSeq and is marked reviewed. The transcript has a single exon. NCBI's taxonomy places the organism in Eukaryota, Viridiplantae, Streptophyta, Magnoliopsida, Brassicales, Brassicaceae.